AAAAAACAACUGCAGUUGCAUACAUGGGUCAUAGUAAAAUAGAAUCCAACUUCGAUUGUCAACCACUGCAUUCAAAUUGAAGGCUAUCUAAAAAGGAAUAUGCAGUCAACCAUUCUAUCGCUGAUGAUAGUAACUGCAUUUGCUGCAUAUGGGCACUGUUUAAAGUGUUACAACUGUAACAGCCUAACGGAUGCAAAUUGUGCUGAUGAUAACUUUGGCUUGCGCCCGAAGUCAGGAACAUGCCGAGGGAGAAUACUGGACCCAGCAACUAUGAAUACCCCUGCUGUUCAAGCUCAAAUGCUUUCAAAAUCAUUGGAUACAUGUUGCGAGGGCGACGAUGUAGUAUGCCUGAAGACACAGUUGACAAUUGCUGGCCUAACACAAUUCAAACGAACGUGCUAUAGGGUCAAUAUUGACACAUCAUGUAAUAAUCUGACAGUAGGUAGCAUGAAGGUCAGGACAUGCUUUUGUAAUACAGAUUAUUGCAACGCCAGGGAUACUGUGCAACCACAAGUGACAACAGGAAAAGUGACAACUGACACCGGAAGUCGAGCUCCGAUAAUGUCGACAGUCUCAACAAUACAGAACGAAGACGGAACCGAGCAUCAAACUUCGAGGAUAUCGACGGUGCCGACAACACAGAACAUAAAUGUUUUAAGGUGCUACAAGUGCAACAGCUACUGGAAUGAUAACUGUACUGAUGAUAAUAAUGACUUCAGCAACACAGAGACAUGUGAAGGAACCGAUAUAAUGUGUGUGAAGGAGAAAAGGACAGUCGGUGAUAUUACUCAAAUCGCGCGUGAUUGCUUCGAGGCCAAUCAGAACGAAGGAUGUACGAGUACUACGAUCGGUGAAUACAAACAUGAGCUGUGUUACUGUAAAUCAGAUUACUGCAACGGUAUCGUCGGUGUUCGACCACAUUUCUUGAUCCUACUGACCGUCGUCUUGGUCGUUCUGCUCAUUUAAAGAAGGACAUCGGGAGGCAUGAAUGGUGAAAUCCUAUCCAAACUAUGAAUAUAACUAUUCAGAAAUGUAUACUAGAAUGGACUGUUAAAUAUUGUCUUAGAGUUGAAUUUAGUGUUCAACAACAUCAUCUUGCUGGUUGGUAUUUGAACAAUCUGAGAAUAAUACUCUUAUCAUCUAAAUGUAUCUAUUCAAAAAAUAUUUAAGUGCGGAAAAUGCUGCAUCUCAUUUACUGCUUUUUACAGUUUCGAUUUUUAUAAGGAAAAAAAUUCCAUGGUUAAAAUCAUGCCAUACAUGACAUCAAGGUUGAAUAAAUGGUACAUUUAUUGGAUUUUAUUGCUAUUGUAAGCAAAAAACAUGCAAUCUACAUCAGACCAGUUGUAUGUACAUUAAACAUCUUGAAUUUCAUUUUUUAUGCCACCACCAGAAGUGGUGAUAUAUU
This is a messenger RNA of Owenia fusiformis, 1405 nucleotides long. The record is from the annotation of a GenBank genome assembly. NCBI's taxonomy places the organism in Eukaryota, Metazoa, Annelida, Polychaeta, Sabellida, Oweniidae.